AUGGCCCCGAUCCGACGGUAUCUACGGAUUAGCAAGUUCUCCGUACUCGAAUGUCGGAUCUACCUUGAGGAUCCCUCUGAUAACCGAUGGCUCCUCGAUAGCCGCGACCCUGUCCUGCCUCGCAUCUUCGCCGCCAUUCGACCAUUAGUCCUUCCCAAACUGCGAGAGGAGAAUGAGAGACUAUCUGCUCGGAAGAAAGGGAAGCCGGUCAAGGAUGUUAUUGCGGAAGAGGACUUCGAGGUCGCAUUGUUUCUUCGAGAAUCGCGCACUCGCCAUUCGCUUCUGACGCGGCACAAGAGCUUUGGAGAUCAGAGAAAUAAGCGCACUCGGGUGGAAUCAAGCGCAGGAAAUGGCGGGCAGCCAGAUGCCGGCAUCCUAAUCGAAAGCGAUAGCGAGUCGGAAAUGAACAUGGAUGCCAUUCCGCGAGCAGAUCCAGAGGAAGUCAACGAUAUCACAGAAGGCCAGCGCGCAAAGCGAAAGAGAGAUGAACCCGUGCAGGAAACAGACGGGACGGAGGACAAGAAGAUGCGUUUCAGAACGAACUACGAGGGUUUCAACAUCUACGGCUGGAUGCUCUGCUUGCUUGUUACGCGCAAGGGAAACAAGGGCAAGGCCAGGGUGGAGGCAGCAGAGCCGAAGCGUCAAGUCCUGAUGGAAGAGUGGAUAUCUACCCAGGCUCAAGGAGAUCUUGAUGAAGACUAA
This is a messenger RNA of Aspergillus mulundensis, 702 nucleotides long. RefSeq lists its product as uncharacterized. The transcript has 2 exons. Bases 1 to 702 code for a protein of 233 amino acids. The record is from RefSeq and is a predicted model, not a curated record. NCBI's taxonomy places the organism in Eukaryota, Fungi, Ascomycota, Eurotiomycetes, Eurotiales, Aspergillaceae.